CUAUUCUUCGUUGAUCACAUAAUCAACACCCAACUCUCCAACCACUUCACCCCUCUCCCUCCACCUCCCGAAACACUGGAAAUCCACAAGCGGCCGGAGAGCGGCGACGGGCCAGCGGCAGAGAAGCUGGGGGUGGUACCGGAACCGCACGGAGUCGUAACGGCUCAAUCAGAGAAGCCCAGUCGUGGGGACCUACCGACGACUAUGGACGGGCUGGCGGUGGAGGUUCGCGGCUCGAACGGGGCCUUCUACAAGGUAAAGGAAAUUGUGCAGUCAUUAACGUUAGCUAACGAUGCAAAACUGGUGAACAAUUGCAAAUAUAGAUGUCGACGAAUAGUUUUGUUCUAACUAACUAGCAAAUUAACGUUGCGAACUCUAACUAGCUGGCAGAUUUAGUUAGCAGCAUCAUUCAUUGAGAGCAGGCCCAACAAAUGAUAAGGUCGCUAUUCCUAGAUUUGUUUUUUCUCCAUCAGGUCACGGUUGGGCAUUGUGGGGCACGCUUGUCGUGGCCUGGUUUUGGUCAAUUCCAAAUGUCUAUUUUACACUUUGUUGUCUGUCUUGAGCUGGUCAGCUAACCAUCUUCUCGGGGCACUCCUUUCUUUGGAAGGAGUUGCUUGCUAAUCACUUACAUUUGCUAGCGAGAAUGAAGGCGGUGGAGGGAUGCCAUAUCUAAAAUGUUAUGAAAUAUCGACCUGUUUGUUUACUGUCCCGGAUAACACCUAGCAAAGUAAGUAGCCGAACUAAUGAACUGCAUUACGUCAGUCUUUCUAAGCAGGUAACUACCAUAAGCUGUCAAAUUAUUUACACUUUCACACUGUUUCCUAACACGUUUUUCUUUUUCUUCCUCCAAUUCUGAGUCAGCUGAGGCUGAGUCAGCCUGCGUUAUUACAGUGAAUCCAAUGAUUUACAUUGAUAGUCAGUCAUAUCAUGGCUGUUUCCAAACCUAAUCAUCACACUACAAUGACAUAAUAACCAAAUUUAGGUGACUCAACAUAAGGGAGUCAAUGCAUUCAUUUCAUUAUGAGGAUGUCAGUUAUUUUAAUCAUUGAGUCAAAUGACUUCAUUCAACGUCAGUAAGGCAGAAGUCCUUGUGUGAAUGGUUGCUGUAGUUUAAUAAAACAGACAGUUUGUGUACUGGCAGACAGUUGAAUAGGCCCUAGUGAUUUGCUAUGGGUUGAAUGGCCUAGUUCAGCCUGCCUGACAGUGACUGAAGAACUGAAGCAGGUGUUGGUGGAACAGGUGAUCCUAAUCGCAGCACUACGCCAGUCCAAAACAGCCUCCCCCUCCCACGCUCUCCUCUCCCUCUUUUUCUUCCCAUCUUUCCAUUGUAUCAUUCUCCACCUCUUUUCCUUUUCUUUCGUUUAGCCCUCUUUCUGUCCCUCAACAUCUCACUCACACUCUCUAGCUCUGCUCUCCCUUCGUGGUUUAGACCCCUCAAACUCAACUCUGGACCUCGAAUGCAGUUCAACUGCAUUUUUUUCAUUGUUCCCCUCUAAUUAGGGACAGAUUUAGACCUGGGAUACCAGGUGGGUGCAAUUUAAUUAUCAGGUAGAACAGAACCAGCUGGCUCCGGAUCUCACAGGGUAGGAGUUGAAUACCCCUGGUUUGGACUAUGUUUACUCUCCUCUCCCUCACACCUGUUCUGUUUUACUGUGUGACAGUUUGGCUCUACGGCCUGAAAGUGCACAAUCCAUUCACCCUUACAGUGCCUUCAGAAAGUAUUCACACCCCUUGACUUUUUUCACAUUUUGUUGCAUUACAGCCUGCAUUUUUUUUUUUUGUCACUGGUCUACACACUACCAUGAUGUCAAAGUGGAAUUCUGUUUUUUGAAAUGUUUACUAAUUCAUUAAAAAUGAAAAGCUGAAAUGUCUUGUCAAUACAUAUUCAAUGCGUUUAUGGCAAGCCUAAAUAAGUUCAGGAGUAAAAAUGUGCAUAAGUCAGAAGUUGCAUGGACUCACACUGUGUGCAGUAAGUGUUUAACAUGAUUUUUGAAUGACUACCUCAUCUCUGUACCCCACACAUACAAUUAUCUGUAAGGUCCCUCAGUCGAGCAGUGAAUUUAAAACAGAUUCAACGACAAAGACCGGCGAGGUUUUCCAAUGCUUCGCAAAGAAGGGCACCAUUGGUAGAUGGGUAAAAAAAAGCCAGACAUUGAAUAUCCCUUUGAGCAUGGUUAAGUUAUUAAUUACACUUUGGAUGGUGUAUCAAUAAACCCAGUCACUACAAAGAUACAGGCUUCCUUCCUAACUCAGUUACCAGAAAGGAAUGAGCUGUUGCUCAGGGAUUUCACCAUGAGGCCAGUGGUGACUUUAAAGCAGGUACAAAGUUUAAUGGCUGUGAUAGAAAAAAACUGAGAAUGGAUCAACAACAUUCUAGUUACUCUACAAUACUAACCGAAUUGACAGUGAAAAGGAAGCCUGUAUAGAAUAAAAAUAUUCCAAAACAUGCAUCCUGUUUGCAACAAGGCACUAAAGUAAUACUGCAAAUAUUGGAAAGCAAUUAACACUUUGUAUUCAGGAAAAAAAGUUAUGUUUGGGGCAAAUCCAACACAUUACUGAGUAUUACACUCCAUAUUUUCUAGCAUAGUGCUGGCUGCAUCAUGUUAUUGGUGUGAUUGUUAAGGACUGGGGAUUUUUUCAGGAUAAAAUAGAAAUGGAAUGGAGUUAAGCACAGGCAAAAUCCUAUUGGGAAAACCUGUUUCAGUCUGCUUUCCACCAGACACUGGGAGAUUAAUUCACCUUUCAGCAGGACAGUAACCUAAAACACAAGGCCAAUCUACACUGGCGUUGCCUACCAAGAAGACAGUGAAUGUUCCUUGUUACAGUUUUGACUUAAAUCUACAUACAUCUAUGGCAAGACCUGAAAAUGGUUGUCUAGCAAUGAUCAUUUUUUUGAAAAGAAUAAUGGGCAAAUAUUUGCAAAAUCCAGGUGUGGAAAGCGCUUAGACUUAACCAGAAAUAUUCUCAGCUGUAAUCACUGCCAAAGGUGCUUCUACAAAGUAUUGACUCAGAUGUGAAUGAGAUUUGUUUCAUUUUCAAAUCAUUUUCACUUUGUCAUUAUGGGUUAUUGUGUGUAGAUGGGUGAGUAAAACAUAUAUUUAAUCCAUUUUGAAUUCAGCCUGUAACACAAAUGUGGAAUAAGUCAAGGGGUAUGAAUACUUUCUGAAGGCACUGUAUUACUCUCCUCUCACUCACUCUUGUUCAUAACAGAGUGCGUCUUCGACAGUUUGCAAAGCUGUCAUCAAGGCAAAGGGUGGUUAUUUGAAGAACCUCAAAUAUAACAUACAUUUUGAUUUGUUUAACUCUUUUUUUUUGGGUUACUACAUGAUUCCAUAUGUGUUAUUUCAUUGUUUUGAUGUCUUCACUAUUCUACAAUGUAGAACAUAGUAAAAAUAAAGAAACCCUUGAGUGAGUAGGUGUUCUAAAACUUUUGACCGUGUGUGUGAGAGAUAUAUAUAUAUAUAUAUAUAUAUAUACACACACACACACAGUCAAAAGUUUUAGAACACCUACUCAUUCAAGGGUUUCAUUAUUUUUACUAUUUUCUUCAUUACACAUAUACAGUGGGGAGAACAAGUAUUUGAUACACUGCUGAUUUUGCAGGUUUUCUUACGUACAAAGCAUGUAGAGGUCUGUAAUUUUUAUCAUAGGUACACUUCAAUUGUGAGAGACGGAAUCUAAAACAAAAAUCCAGAAAAUCACAUUGUAUAAUUUUUAAGUAAUUAAUUUGCAUUUUAUUGCAUGACAUAAGUAUUUGAUACAUCAGAAAAGCAGAACUUAAUAUUUGGUACAGAAACCUUUGUUUGCAAUUACAGAGAUCAUACGUUUCCUGUAGGUCUUGACCAGGUUUGCGCACACUGCAGCAGGGAUUUUGGCCCACUCCUCCAUACAGACCUUCUCCAGAUCCUUCAGGUUUCGGGGCUGUCGCUGGGCAAUACAGACUUUCAGCUCCCUCCAAAGAUUUUCUAUUGGGUUCAGGUCUGGAGACUGGCUAGGCCACUCCAGGACCUUGAGAUGCUUCUUACGGAGCCACUCCUUAGUUGCCCUGGCUGUUUGUUUCGGGUCGUUGUCAUGCUGGAAGACCCAGCCACAACCCAUCUUCAAUGCUCUUUCUGAGGGAAGGAGGUUGUUGGCCAAGAUCUCGCGGUACAUGGCCCCAUCCAUCCUCCCCUCAAUACGGUGCAGUCGUCCUGUCCCCUUUGCAGAAAAGCAUCCCCAAAGAAUGAUGUUUCCACCUCCAUGCUUCACGGUUGGGAUGGUGUUCUUGGGGUUUUACUCAUCCUUCUUCUUCCUCCAAACACGGCGAGUGGAGUUUAGACCAAAAAGCUCUUUUGUCUCAUCAGACCACAUGACCUUCUCCCAUUCCUCUUCUGGAUCAUCCAGAUGGUCAUUGGCAAACUUCAGACGGGCCUGGACAUGCGCUGGCUUGUGCAGGGGGACCUUGCGUGCGCUGCAGGAUUUUAAUCCAUGACGGCGUAGUGUGUUACUAAUGGUUUUCUUUGAGACUGUGGUCCCAGCUCUCUUCAGGUCAUUGACCAGGUCCUGCCAUGUAUUUCUGGGCUGAUCCCUCACCUUCUUCAUGAUCAUUGAUGCCCCACGAGGUGAGAUCUUGCAUGGAGCCUCAGACCGAGGGUGAUUGACCAUCAUCUUGAACUUCUUCCAUUUUCUAAUAAUUGCGCCAACAGUUGUUGCCUUCUCACCAAGCUGCUUGCCUAUUGUCCUGUAGCCCAUCCCAGCCUUGUGCAGGUAUACAAUUUUAUCCCUGAUGUCCUUACACAGCUCUCUGGUCUUGGCCAUUGUGGAGAGGUUGGAGUCUGUUUGUGUGUGGACAGGUGUCUUUUAUACAGGUAACGAGUUCAAACGGGUGCAGUUAAUACAGGUAAUGAGUGGAGAACAGGAGGGCUUCUUAAAGAAAAACUAACAGGUCUGUGAGCUGGAAUUCUUACUGGUUGGUAGGUGAUCAAAUACUUAUGUCAUGCAUUAAAAUACAAAUUAAUUACUUACAAAUCAUACAAUGUGAUUUUCUGGAUUUUUGUUUUAGAUUCUGUCUCUCACAGUUGAAGUGUACCUAUGAUAAUAAAUUACAGACCUCUACAUGCUUUGUAAGUAGGAAAACCUGCAAAAUCGGCAGUGUAUAAAAUACUUGUUCUCCCCACUGUGUGUGUGUGUUAUAUAUAUAUUAAUAUAUAAAUAACACACACACAGUUACUCUGGUUUUACAAUUUAUAGGUAUGUGUUUGGGUAAAAAUAUUUUUUUUGUUUUAUUCUAUAAACUACUGACAACAUUUCUUCCAAAUUCCAAAUAAAAAUAUUGUCAUUUGGAGCAUUUAUUUGCAGAAAAUGAAAACUGGUCAAAAUAACAAAAAAGAUGCAGUGUUGUCAGACCUCGAAUAAUGCAAAGAAAAUAUGUUUUUUUAAACAACAUAAUACUAAUGUUUUAACUUAGGAAGAGUUCAGAAAUCAAUAUUUGUUGGAAUAACCCGGAUUUUCAAUCACAGCUUUCAUGCGUCUUGGCAUGCUGGGUGACUUUAUGCCACUCCUGUCGCAAAAAUUCAAGCAGCUCAGCAUUGCUUGAUGGCUUGUGACCAUCCAUCUUCCUCUUGAUCACAUUCCAGAAGUUUUCAAUGGGGUUCAGGUCUGGAGAUUGGGCUGGCCAUGACAGGGUCUUUAUCUGGUGGUCCUCCAUCUACACCUUGAUUAAUCUGGCUGUGUGGCAUGGCACAUUGUCCUGCUGGAAAAACCAAUCCUCAGAGUUGGGGAACAAUGUCAGAGCAAAAGAAAGCAAGGUUUCUUCCAGGACAACCUUGUACGUGGCUUGAUUCAUGCGUCCUUCACAAACACAAAUCUGCCCGAUUCCAGCCUUGCUGAAGCACCCCCAGAUCAUCACCGAUCCUACACCAAAUUUCACAGUGGGUGCGAGACACUGUGGCUUGUAGGCCUCUCCAGGUCUCCGUCUAACCAUUAGACGACCAGGUGUUGGGCAAAGCUGAAAAUUGGACUCAACAGAGAACAUGUCCUCUACGGUCCAAUCCUCAUGGUCUUUUGCAAACCUCAGCCUGGCUCUCCUUUUGCUUCUCAUUGAUGAAGGGCUUUUUUCUAGCUUUACACGACUUCAGCCCUGCCCCUAGGAGCCUGUUUUGAACCGUCCUCACCGUGCACUUCACCCCAGCUGCCGUUUGCCAUUCUUUUUGUAGGUGACUUGAUGUCAUCCUACGGUUGUUGAGUGACAUUCGAAUGAGUUGGCGGUCAUCCCGGUCAGUAGAGUCGUUUUCGCCAUCUGCCGGUCUGUAGCUUUGUUGUCCCCAAUGUCUGCUGCUUGACCUUGUUCUUAUGAACCGCAGUCUUUGAAAUUUUAAGGAUGGAAGCAACCUGAUGCUCACUGUAUCCCUCUGCCAGUAAAGCCAGAAUUGAACCCUUCUUUUCCUCACUCAACUUUCCUUUUCAACUCUUUUGGCAUGGCCAAUAGUUAUUUAUUGAUUAAUAUUACUUUUGAGGUACUAUUAGCACUGUUUGCUAUCCAGCUGGUCCUAUUGCAUGAGGAUAGUGAUGACCACAGCAGUGGUUUUUUAUACUUUUCCUCGUUAAAUAAGAUUAGGUUCAGGUGAUGACCUAAUCAGUACCUAAUUCAGUAGAAUGAGGUGUGCCUGUUUUGGAAUUCAACAGACACUGGAAUGGCUGUCAUACAUGUAGAGAUGCUGAUUUAAGAAACAUUUGCAGUGGUCUCUUAAUUUUUUCCACAGCUGUGUAUGUGUAUACAUGUGUAUGUAUAUAUGUAAAUAUGUGUGUAUGUAUAUAUGUAAAUAUAUGUGUGUGUGUGUGUGUAUGUAUGUAUGUGUGUAUAUAUAGACACAUACAUACAUACAUACAUACAUACAUACAUACAUACAUACAGUGGGGGAAAAAAAGUAUUUAGUCAGCUACCAAUUGUGCAAGUUCUCCCACUUAAAGAUGAGAGGCCUGUAAUUUUCAUCAUAGGUACACGUCAACUAUGACAGACAAAAUUAGAAAAAAAAUCCAGAAAAUCACAUUGUAGGAUUUUUAAUGAAUUUAUUUGCAAAUUUAUGGUGGAAAAUAAGUAUUUGGUCAAUAACAAAAGUUUCUCAAUACUUUGUUAUAUACCCCUUGUUGGCAAUGACACAGGUCAAACGUUUUCUGUAAGUCUUCACAAGGUUUUCACACACUAUUGCUGGUAUUUUGGCCCAUUCCUCCAUGCAGAUCUCCUCUAGAGCAGUGAUGUUUUGGGGCUGUCGCUGGGCAACACUGACUUUCAACUCCCUCCAAAGAUUUUCUAUGGGGUUGAGAUCUGGAGACUGGCUAGGCCACUCCAGGACCUUGAAAUGCUUCUUACGAAGCCACUCCUUCGUUGCCCGGGCGGUGUGUUUGGGAUCAUUGUCAUGCUGAAAGACCCAGCCACGUUUCAUCUUCAAUGCCCUUGCUGAUGGAAGGAGGUUUUCACUCAAAAUCUCACGAUACAUGGCCCUAUUCAUUCUUUCCUUUACACGGAUCAGUCGUCCUGGUCCCUUUGCAGAAAAACAGCCCCAAAGCAUGAUGUUUCCACCCCCAUGCUUCACAGUAGAUGUGGUGUUCUUGGGAUGCAACUCAGCAUUAUUUGUCCUCCAAACACGACGAGUUGAGUUUUUACCAAAAAGUUAUAUUUUGGUUUCAUCUGACCAUAUGACAUUCUCCCAAUCCUCUUCUGGAUCAUCCAAUGCACUUUAGCAAACUUCAUUUACAUUUUAGUCAUUUAGCAGACGCUCUUAUCCAGAGCGACUUACAGUUAGUGAGUGCAUACAUUAUUUUUUUUUCAUACUGGCCCCCCGUGGGAAUCGAACCCACAACCCUGGCGUUGCAAACGCCAUGCUCUACCAACUGAGCUACAUCCCUGCUGGCCAUUCCCUCCCCUACCCUGGACGACGCUGGGCCAAUUGUGCGCCGCCCCAUGGGUCUCCCAGUCACGGCCAGCUACGACAGAGCCUGGAUUCGAACCAGGAUCUCUAGUGGCACAGCUAGCACUGCGAUGCAGUGCCUUAGACCACUGCGCCGCUCGGGAGAUACGAGUGGCAUCUUCAGACGGGCCUGGACAUGUACUGGCUUAAGCAGGGGGACACAUCUGGCACUGCAGGAUUUGAGUCCCUGGCGGCGUAGUGUGUUACUGAUGGUAGGCUUUGUUACUUUGGUCCCUGCUCUCUGCAGGUCAUUCACUAGGUCCCCCCGUGUGGUUCUGGGAUUUUUUUGUGAUAAUUUUGACCCCACGGGGUGAGAUCUUGCGUGGAGCCCCAGAUCGAGGGAGAUUAUCAGUGGUCUUGUAUGUCUUCCAUUUCCAAAUAAUUGCUCCCACAGUUGAUUUCUUCAAACCAAGUUGCUUACCUAUUGCAGAUUCAGUCUUCCCAGCCUGGUGCAGGUCUACAAUUUUGUUUCUGGUGUCCUUUGACAGCUCUUUGGUCUUGGCCAUAGUGGAGUUUGGAGUGUGACUGUUUGAGGUUGUGGACAGGUGUCUUUUAUACUGAUAACAAGUUCAAACAGGUGCCAUUAAUACAGGUAACGAGUGGAGGACAGAGGAGCCUCUUAAAGAAGAAGUUACAGGUCUGUGAGAGCCAGAAAUCUUGCUUGUUUGUAGGUGACCAAAUACUUAUUUUCCACCAUAAUUUGCAAAUAAAUUCAUUAAAAAUCCUACAAUGUGAUUUUCUGGAGAGAAAAAAAUUCUCAUAUUGUCUGUCAUAGUUGACGUGUACCUAUGAUGAAAAUUACAGGCCUCUCUCAUCUUUUUAAGUGGGAGAACUUGCACAAUUGGUGGCUGACUAAAUACUUUUUUUUCCCACUGUACGUACGUACGUACGUACGUACGUACAUGUAUACGUGUGUGUCUGUAUAUAUAUAUAGAUAUAGAUAUAGAUAUAGAUAUAGAUAUAGAUAUAUAUAGAUAGCUCAAAAAAAUAAAGGGAACACUAAAAUAACACAUCCUAGAUCUGAGUGAAUGAAAUAAUCUUAUUAAAUACUUUUUUCUUUACAUAGUUGAAUGUGCUGACAACAAAAUCACACAAAAAUGUUCAAUGGAAAUCAAAUGUAUCAACCCAUGGAGAUCUGGAUUUGGAGUCACCCUCAAAAUUAAAGUGGAAAACCACACUACAGGCUGAUCCAACUUUGAAGUAAUGUCCUUAAAACAAUUCAAAAUGAGGCUCAGUAGUGUGUUGCCUCCACGUGCCUGUAUGACCUCCCUACAACGCCUGGGCAUGCUCCUGAUGAGGUGGCGGAUGGUCUCCUGAGGGAUCUCCUCCCAGACCUGGACUAAAGCAUCCGCCAACUCCUGGACAGUCCGUGGUGCAACGUGGCGUUGGUGGAUGGAGCGAGACAUGAUGUCCCAGAUGUGCUCAAUUGGAUUCAGGUCUGGGGAGCGGGCGGGCCAGUCCAUAGCAUCAAUGCCUUCCUCUUGCAGGAACUGCUGACACACUCCAGCCACAUGAGGUCUAGCAUUGUCUUGCAUUAGGAGGAACCCAGUGCCAACCGCACCAGCAUAUGGUCUCACAAGGGGUCUGAGGAUCUCAUCUCGGUACCUAAUGGCAGUCAGGCUACCUCUGGCGAGCACAUGGAGGGCUGUGCGGCCCCCCCAAAGAAAUGCCACCCCACACCAUGACUGACCCACCGCCAAACCGGUCAUGCUGGAGGAUGUUGCAGGCAGCAGAACGUUCUCCACGGCGUCUCCAGACUCUGUCAAGUCUGUCACAUGUGCUCAGUGUGAACCUGCUUUCAUCUGUGAAGAGCACAAGGCACCAGUGGCGAAUUUGCCAAUCUUGGUGUUCUCUGGCAAAUGCCAAACGUCCUGCACGGUGUUGAGCUGUAAGCACAACCCCACCUGUGGACGUCGGGCCCUCAUACCACCCUCAUGGAGUCUGUUUCUGACCGUUUUGCAAUUACAGAGAUCAUACGUUUCCUGUAGGUCUUGACCAGGUUUGCACACACUGCAGCAGGGAUUUUGGCCCACUCCUCCAUACAGACCUUCUCCAGAUCCUUCAGGUUUCGGGGCUGUCGCUGGGCAAUACGGACUUUCAGCUCCCUCCAAAGAUUUUCUAUUGGGUUCAGGUCUGGAGACUGGCUAGGCCACUCCAGGACCUUGACAUGUUUCUUACGGAGCCACUCCUUAGUUGCCCUGGCUGUGUGUUUCGGGUCAUUGUCAUGCUGGAAGACCCAGCCACGACCCAUCUUCAAUGCUCUUAUUGAGGGAAGGAGGUUGUUGGCCAAGAUCUCGCAAUACAUGGCCCCAUCCAUCCUCCCCUCAAUACGGUGCAGUCGUCCUGUCCCCUUUGCAGAAAAGCAUCCCAAAAGAAUGAUGUUUCCACCUCCAUGCUUCACAGUUGGGAUGGUGUUCUUGGGGUUUUACUCAUCCUUCUUCCUCCAAACAUGGCGAGUGGAGUUUAGACCAAAAAGCUCUAUUUUUGUCUCAUCAGACCACAUGACCUUCUCCCAUUCCUCUUCUGGAUCAUCCAGAUGGUCAUUGGCAAACUUCAGACGGGCCUGGACAUGCGCUGGCUUGAGCAGGGGGACCUUGCGUGCGCUGCAGGAUUUUAAUCCAUGACGGCGUAGUGUGUUACUAAUGGUUUUCUUUGAGACUGUGGUCCCAGCUCUCUUCAGGUCAUUGACCAGGUCCUGCCAUGUAUUUCUGGGCUGAUCCCUCACCUUCCUCAUGAUCAUUGAUGCCCCACGAGGUGAGAUCUUGCAUGGAGCCCCAGACCGAGGGUGAUUGACCGUCAUCUUGAACUUCUUCCAUUUUCUAAUAAUUGCGCCAACAGUUGUUGCCUUUUCACCAAGCUGCUUGCCUAUUGUCCUGUAGCCCAUCCCAGCCUUGUGCAGGUCUACAAUUUUUUUACAUUUACGUCAUUUAGCAGACGCUCUUAUCCAGAGCGACUUACAAAUUGGUGCAUUCACCUUUUUUUUUUGGGGGGGGGGGGGGGGGGAUUACUUUAUCUUAUCCCAGGUGUUCCUUAAAGAGGUGGGGUUUCAAAUGUCUCCGGAAGGUGGUGAGUGACUCCGCUGUCCUGGCGUCGUGAGGGAGCUUGUUCCACCAUUGGGGUGCCAGAGCAGCGAACAGUUUUGACUGGGCUGAGCGGGAACUGUGCUUCAGCAGAGGUAGGGGAUAUCCCUGGUCUCUGGUCUUGGCCAUUGUGGAGAGGUUGGCGUCUGUGUGUGGACAGGUGUCUUUUAUACAGGUAACGAGUUCAAACAGGUGCAGUUAAUACAGGUAAUGAGUGGAGAACAGGAGGGCUUCUUAAAGAAAAAGCUAACAGGUCUGUGAGAGCCGGAAUUCUUACUGGUUGGUAGGUGAUCAAAUACUUAUGUCAUGCAAUAAAAUGCUAAUUAAUUACUUACAAAUCAUACAAUGUGAUUUUCUGGAUUUUUGUUUUAGAUUCUCUCACAGUUGAAGUGUACCUAUGAUAAAAAUUACAGACCUCUACAUGCUUUGUAAGUAGGAAAGCCUGCAAAAUCGGCAGUGUAUCAAAUAUUUGUUCUCCCCACUGUAUGUAUAUGUGUGUAUAGAUAGACAGAUAUAUACAUACAGUGAGUGGGAAAAAAAAGUAUUUGAUCCCCUGCUGAUUUUGUACGUUUGCCCACUGACAAAGAAAUGAUCAGUCUUAGAGACAGUUUAUUCUGUCUCUCACUGUUUACUUGAACAGUGAGAGACAGAAUAACAACAAAAAAGUCCAGAAAAACGCAUGUCAAAAAUGUUAUAAAUUGAUUUGCAUUUUAAUGAGGGAAAUAAGUAUUUGACCCCCUCUCAAUUAGAAAGAUUUUUGGCUCCCAGGUGUCUUUUAUUCAGGUAACGAGCUGAGAUUAGGAGCACACUCUUAAAGGGAGUGCUCCUAAUCUCAGUUUGUUCCCUGUAUAAAAGACACUAGUCCACAGAAGCAAUCAAUCAGAUUCCAAACUCUCCACCAUGGCCAAGACCAAAGAGCUCUCCAAGGAUGUCAAGGACAAGAUUGUAUACCUACACAAGGCUGGAAUGGGCUACAAGACCAUCGCCAAGCAGCUUGGUGAGAAUGUGACAACAGUUGGUGCGAUUUAUUCGCAAAUGGAAGAAACACAAAAGAACUGUCAAUCUCCCUCUGCCUGGGGCUCCAUGCAAGAUCUCACCUCGUGGAGUUGCAAUGAUCAUGAGAACGGUGAGGAAUCAGCCCAGAACUACACGGGAGGAUCUUGUCAAUGAUCUCAAGGCAGCUGGGACUAUAGUCACCAAGAAAACAAUUGGUAACGCACUACGCCGUGAAGGACUGAAAUCGUGUAGCGCCCGCAAGGUCCCCUGCUCAAGAAAGCACAUAUACAGGGACGUCUGUGCUCAAGAAAGCACAUAUACAGGGAUGUCUGAAGUUUGCCAAUGAACAUCUGAAUGAUUCAGAGGAGAACUGGAGCUCUUUGGCAUCAACUCAACUCGCUGUGUUUGGAGGAGGAGGAAUGCUGCCUAUGACCCCAAGAACACCAUCCCCACCGUCAAACAUGGAGGUGGAAACAUGCUUUGGGGGUGUUUUUCUGCUAAGGGGACAGGACAACUUCACCGCAUCAAAGGGACGAUGCACGGGGCCAUGUACCGUCAAAUCUUGGGUGAGAACCUCCUUCCCUCAGCCAGGGCAUUGAAAAUGGUUCGUGGAUGGGUAUUCCAGCUUGACAAGGACCCAAAACACACGGCCAAGGCAACAAAGGAGUGGCUCAAGAAGAAGCACAUUAAGGUCCUGGAGUGGCCUAGCCAGUCUCCAGACCUUAAUCCCAUAGAAAUUCUGUGAGGGAGCUGAAGGUUCGAGUUGCCAAACAUCAGCCUCGAAACCUUAAUGACUUGGAGAAGAUCUGCAAAGAGGAGUGGGACAAAAUCCCUCCUGAGAUGUGUGCAAACCUGGUGGCCAACUACAAGAAACGUCUGACCUCUGUGAUUGCCAACAAGGGUUUUGCCACCAGUACUAAGUCAUGUUUUGCAGAGGGGUUCAAAUACUUAUUUCCCUCAUUUAAAAUGCAAAUCAAUUUAUAAAAUUUUUGACAUGCGUUUUUCUGGAUUUUUUUGUUGUUAUUCUGACUCACACUGUUCAAAUAAACCUACCAUUUAAAAUUAUAUACAGAUCAUUUCUUUGUCAGUGGGCAAACGUACAAAAUCAGCAGGGGAGCAAAUACUUUAUUCCCUCACUGUGUGUGUGUGUGUGUGUGUGUGUGUGUGUGUGUGUCUCAAGAUCUAGAUAGUGGACCAUACUUAUAGGAUAUUUUUCUGCAUUUGUAACAUUUUGUGGUGAUUUCAGAGGUGACACCAUAUGUCCUAGAGUGGUGGUGGGUUGUUUUCCUGGGGCCCAGAGUUUUUCCUUAUCUGGUAGACUAACCUAACCAGGUAAAAUUCAGUUCCCUAGUUGUAUGGUAUGACACAGUAAUAAAUCAGCUGUAAAACUGAUUUAUAUGGACUAUGAUGGGACCAGAUAUUUUCUAAUCAGCUCAUAUGGUUGAAAAAAACUAGACGACUGCAAUUGGACAAUAGAACUAACACGGCUGAGCUUGCUUUAUGUAGGGCUGCAUCGUGUAGGCCUUGCAUCUGUAAUUAAAAAGUUAACCAACCGCAUUCACUUUUUUGACUCAUCACAUACGCUGCUGCUACGGUUUAUCUAUCCUGUUGCCUUGUCAUUCUAUUCCUAGUUAUAUGUGCAUAUCUACCUUGUACCUCUGCACAUCGACUCAGUACUGGUACCCCAUGUAUAUAGACAAGUUAUCGUUACUCAUUGUGUUUUUAUCACUGUUACUUUUCUAUUUCUAUUUUAUUUCCCUGUAUUGUUGGGAAAGGGCCAUAAGUAAGCAUUUCACUGUUAAUCUGCACCUGUUUACGAAGCAUGUGAUGAAUAACAUUUUAUUUGAUUUAUUGUGUUGAUUUAAUGCCAGUCAAUCAUUUUGGAUUGAUAAGGUUUAGGUAGCCUAGCCACCCAGAGUUUGAAUAUAAACCAAAUUUGAUGACAUUUUACAUUUUCUCUUAACACAAAUAAAUAGGCCUAUGUUAGACUAGAAAUGCAUAGCUUAGGCUAGAAAUACAUGUUACUGCUUUGUUUCCCCUGGCCAGAGGGGAUCACAGCGCCUAGGCUUCUCAUGGCUACCUGCAGCUGUGUUUAUCAGUAGGCUACUGUUGGUCAGACUGAAGCGCAGAUUAAUUGUGCACGAGUUGACAAAUCAUGAGGUAAAUCAGUCUAAACAACAAUGCUUUGUCCCUCUUUUCAACACUUUUGUGUCAAUAUGUUUUAUUAAACCGACUCAAACGUGUCGGCAAAUGCCAGCUCACCACACUUGCUGGCGUUCCUGCUGUGCUAAUGUCUGCAACAUGGAAAUCGCCACAUGAAGCUACAAAUGUGCUCCCGAGUGGCGCAGCGGUCUAAGGCACUGCAUCUCAGUGAGUCAUAAUAACCCAUACACCAGCGAUCAUCAUGGGGCCAAAUUUGUGGACUGCAAAUUAACCGCAAGAAGCCCAAAUGGAUAUUAUAUUUGACUAAAACAUAAUUUCAAACCUUGCUUACUUUUGUAUACGAUCACAUAUACUAUAUAUACAAAUGUCUGUGGACAUCCCUUCAAAUUAGUGUAUUUGGCUAUUUCAGCCACACCUGUUGCUGACGGGUGUAUACAAUCGAGCACACAGCCAUGCAAUAUCCAUAGACAAACAUUGGCAGUAGGAUGGCCUUACUGAAGAGAUCAGUGACUUUCAACGUGCCACAUUUCAAACAAGUACGUUCGUCAAAUUUAUGCCCUGCUAGAGCUGCCCCGGUCAACUGUAAAUGCUGUUAUUGUGAAGUGGAAAUAUCUAGGAGCAACAACGGAACCAGCCGCAAAUGGUAGGCCACAGAAGCUCACAGAACGGGACCGCCGAGUGCUGAAGCGCUUAGCGCGUAAAAAUCGGCUGUCCUCUGCAACACUCGCUACCGAGUUUCAAACUGCCUCUUGAAGCAACGUCCGCACUAGAAAUGUUCGUCUUGAGCUUCAUGAAAUGGGUUUCCAUAGUCGAGCAGCCGCUCACAAGCCUAAGAUCACCAUGCGCAAUGCCAAGCGUCGGCUUGAGUGGCGUAAAGCUCGCUGCUAUUAGACUCCUGAUCAUUAGAAACGCGUGAUGAAUCACGCUUCACCAUAUGGCAGUCCGACGGACGAAUCUGGGUUUGGCGGAUGCCAGGAGAUCGCUACCGGCCCGAAUGCAUAGUGCCAACUGUAAAGUUUGGAGGAGGAAUAAUGGUCUCGGGCUGUUUUUCAUGGUUCAGGCUCCUUAGUUCCAGUGAAGGGAAAUCUAAACGCUACAGCAUACGACAUUCUAGACCAUUCUGUGUUUCCAACUUUGUGGCAACAGUUUGGGGAAGUCCUUUUCCUGUUUGAUCAUGACAAUGCCCCCUUGCACAAAGCGAGGUCCAUACAGAAAUGGUUUGUCGAUUUGGUGUGGAAUAACUUGACUGGCCUGCACAGAGCCCUGACCUCAACCCCAUCUUUGGGAUGAAUUGGAACGCAGACUGCGAGCCAGGCCUAAUCGCCCAACAUCCGUGCCCAACACAUCUCUGUAUUAUGCGUGGGAAUACUUUGGAAUAGAUUUCCAAAAUUAAAAUCACUUGGAGCUGAUUUGCUGGUAUUUGUAGUCUAAUGUCCAACAAUUUUAAAACGACAUUUAAAAAAUGUGGCUCAGAAAACUUAGGGGCGGGGGCAGAUACAAUCACUGGUGCUUACAGGGAUGUCCUCCUAUACCAGGGGUCUGUAGAGUAGACCUAGCACCCCCACGCCAGAGGGAUCCCUCUUUGGGCAUGUGGGGAGUUCUACUCCUCCUGGAACAGCACAUGGCCGGAGAAGGAGUGACAUCACUGUACUGCCGUAAAUGACACUCUAACCUCUGUGCUCUCAUUCCAAAAGGCUUGCCUGACCUUUGACCUGGUAGUAGAAAGGAACACCAUUCAUUACAUCACAUCUUCAGUAAGCCCUGUAUUGGAAUAUACUAUGCCCGUCUCCUUUCAUCAACCAAGGCAGCUAUCCAAAGUGUUUUUUUCCCCUCUGGUAACUACUAGCUAGCCAGUCUCUGUGGCCCUAGCCUGCAGUUUGAGUGACAGCGACACAGACUGGCAGUUUGUGUUGUGACACAGUGCAAUUCAAUCUGGUGUCCCUCUGGCUCUUUGGCCAUCUCUCUCUCUCGCUGGGGCCUAAGAAAGUGGCAGCAGUAGAACUUAAGUUAUUGUUAGAUUGUGUAGUAUAAGGGAAUCUGAUGCUAUAAGUUGUGUAAGGGCUUUCAGUAUGCAUAACGCCUGCGCUGCCUCCCGAAAGGUUUCCUUUCCAGCAGGUGAAACUCCCUCUGCUCUGACACUCACUCUCCCUCUCAGUCCCUAAUGCAACUGCCAGCGACCUCUCGGCCCCAUAUAAGGCAGUGUAACACUGAGCACCGUGGCAACCUCCCUCCACUACUCCCAGCUUCAUGGAGUUUAUGGCACUGUGUGAUAGAUCUGUAGAGGGCUGACUGAUGGAUGGGCAACAGAUUUGGAGGAGGAGUCUCUUGUAAUGGCGGCUGAUCCAGUAUCACCCAACUUUCUCCAGUAGGGACGGUCGUGUCGUGCACUUUUGAUUUGCGUGCCUGCUUGUGUAGUCGUACCUAGAGCUGUGACAGUCAUGGAUUUUUGGAUAAUGGUAAUUGGCCAGCCAAAUUACUGCGGUCACCGUAAUAACCGUUCGAACAGCAAAAAAAAAAUGUACUCAAGUUUUCUCCUCCGCUGUUGACUGACUGAAUGUACCGCAAUAGAAAUCAAAUGAAUAAUACAGGCGUCCUCAUUCAAGUCAGAGACCAUAAUGGGUGGACUGGCGACCAUUGCAAGUGUACGCAUGGGAGCAAAGCAGGAAGUAAAUGAAGGACUUGUACCCAUCAAUGUGCUGUGAUUUGUUGAUUCAACUCGACUAAUAUUCCAUUGCAUGAGCCACAUCAGUUAACAUCAUUUGAAUAAACAUUCUACAUUUCAGCAAGGAGCAACAACGUUUCAUCACGUUGAGUCCAUGUUACCGCAGAAAAGGACUCAACCGCACUAAAGUCCCGCCGUCCUCUCUUCAGUCAGCUGUUCGUUCCACAGUUAUUAUUCUUAUUAAACGGUUGUGCUGGUUAUUUCAUUUUCAAGACUCUAAAUCCGUAACCAUCGGUUACAAGGUUAUACAGUAAUUUGUGGCAGCCCUAGAGACCUGUUUUUACCUUCUGACGCGCGCACACACAUCAAGAUUUUUCUCUUCUUUUUCAGGGGUUCAUCAAAGAUGUCCACGAAGACUCACUCACAAUAGUAUUUGAAAACAAGUAAGUUGUCAUUUACACAUGUGACAUGUGUAGUAGCCCCUCCUAUUUGUGAGUUACUGAGUCACAGGUUUACCCUAGUUAGACAUCCACCCACACCAGUCUACCCACGCUGCUCAAGUCAUCGCUCUCCCCCAAUCCCUUGGCUUAGUUUUACCCUCUUUUCCAGAAAUCCCAGUUUCAGCACCACCAGUGCUUGGGACACAGCUGUCCACAAAACCCUUUAUAAUCCCCCCCUUCUGUAACUCCUACCCUGUCCCGUCUCACUAACCAAACCCCUUAAUAUUUGACCUCAAAAUAGGGUUAACCUGUGUACAGUUCAACCCUAUUUUAUCUGCUAGCUAGCCUAUAUUAAAAUGAUGAACCCCCUCACUUGCAAUGAGCGUAAGUAUCUUUCUGUGAAUUUGAAGCCAGUAGGUUGAACUAAGCCGCAGUCCAGUGAGCUGUUUUUAGACCGAGCUCUCGUUUUUAGUGUUUUAUAUAAAAGCACACACUACCUACUCAAUAUCCUAGUUCUGUAAUCCACUGACGUUUCUGAUUAUUCUAAUCGUCCAACUUUCACUUUGCCUUUACACACAGUCUUCCUGUAGAUAAAUUAUCUACUGUAGAUAAAUGAUCUACUGUAGAUUAUAGGGCCGUCUUAAGAUCAUUACCGUAUGUAAUUGAGUUACACUCCAUUAAGUUUAUGGCUUUUCCCCUUGUAAACAUUACACCCUUUCUCUUUCCCUGGCCUUCAAUGACUGUCGCCAAGAGAUUUAUCCAUCAGCUAGAGAACAGUUUCAGGCAGCAGGACUAUUAAGCCUUAUGUUAGGGGUUGACACUCUCUUUUGGGUCUGUCUCCUGUGUUCCUUUAGUAGUACUUUCAUUACGCUCUAUGUUCUGGAAGUUUCUGCUACACACACAUGUGCACACACACACACACACCAGGGCUCUACACAUACUUUUAAUUAUUUUUAUUUUACAAGGAGCACAUGUGUGCCUAACUUAAAAUGGAGGCGCACACAAAGUCAUUUAGGAGCACAAUGAAAAAUAUUUGAGGUAUUAAAGCUAAAUUAAAUUCCAGGUCGCACAGCAAAAUAUUUAGCUGCAUAUGCGAGUAAAAUGGUGGCACUGUAGAGCCCUACACACACACACACACACACACACACACACACACACACACACACACACACACACACACACACACACACACACACACACAUGCAAAUGCACAGGCAAGAGAAAGUGUUGAGGGCAGUGGACCUUUUUCCUGUUAUAAAUCACAUGACCGGAAGAGUAUUUCAGCCUAUGUUGUAGUCGUUCAGGUUUCUCCUGUUUGUAAGAUGGCUGACCGGUGUGUGUUUUGAUUGUUUCCCCCCAUCACUCUUCCUCUCUUCCUGUCCCCCUAAAAAGCUGGCAACCAGAGAGACAGCUGCCCUUCAGUGACGUGCGGCUGCCGCCCCCAGCCGACUACCACAAGGACAUCGGCGAGGGAGAGGAGGUGGAGGUAUGCCAGGCUGCUCAUGUCCCCAGACCCCUCGAUCUUCCUCUAGGGUUGCAAAACUGAUUCUAGAAACGUUCCAGGAAUCUUCCAACUGGGAGUUCUGGGGUAAAUGGGGAAUUUGGGGAGCUUUUCUGGAAUUGACCGGAUCAGGAAACUCCAGGUCCCUAUCUGUGAUGGUUUCGACCAUCUGUUGAGUGAACUACCCACACACCCACCUGUGAUGUCAUACAGAGUCCCAUACCACACAUUAAUCCAUAUCACUAUCAGCGGUUUAGUUUGCUUCCUCCACCAUGAUUCCAGUCAUAGCUGGAGAUUACUACCCAUGAGGCAAGUUCCCUGCUAGUCCAGAGUCCUGUUCACCACGUCAGAGUGAUGUAGAGACGGAUUAACCCCGGUCCAAUUUAGACACAUGAUUAGCCAGCUAGAAUUUCAUUCAUCACAGCAGCACUCAUCAUCUCCAUUGAGACAAACUCAUCUCAUUGUCCAUAUAAUUUAUAUAUAUCUCAUACAUUUACAAUUAUCACUUUCCUAGAGGUUUUUCACACCUGAAAGUGAAGUUUAUGGUUUAUACUACAUGAUAGAAUUCAGAAUAAAUAUUCCUUCUUUUUGUAAUUAUCCAGUUAUUUUCCUCUCAUUUUUCUGGUACAAUCCUUGCUGUAUGCGUCCCUAAGCAGGUAUUAGGGUUGCAAAAUUACGGUAACUUUCCCAGGUUUUCUAGAAAUCUUGUUUGGAAGAUUCCUGUAUACUGGAGGAAAUGGGCCUAUACAGGAAAUCCAGAAUUUCUUGAAAACCAGGGCGAUAGUGGAAUUUUGCAGCCCUAUCAGGUAUAAACUACUAUCUCUGUCCAGUUUUAAUCGUCUCUCCUCCCCAGGUGUACUCCAGGGCCAAUGAGCAGGAGCCAUGUGGCUGGUGGCUGGCCCGGGUGAGAAUGAUGAAGGGAGAGGUGAGUCAGGGACUGGUGAGUUAGGGGUCGGGUGCACGCUGGGGCCGGCAUGGGGUCGGUAGGGUGGGGGGGGGGGUCACGGUGUGUGUGUGUGUGCAUAAGGAGUCGGGUUUCACUCAUGUGAACAGAGGCAUGAAGAAUAUCUCUGAAUCUCAACCAAUACACUUUUUUUUUUUUUUUUUGUAGCUGAUUAGUCCUCUUUUCAACAUCAAGAUCAGUCCAAGUUGAGGCCUCGUGCUGUGUGAUUCUAGAUACAUUUGGAUCAGUGAUAAAGGCUUGUUGAAAUGUCCGCUUUGUUGAGUGAUGAUUUUAAUACUGGCCUUAGAGCAUGGCGUGUUCUCUCUCUCUCUCUGUCCCUCUAUCUCGCUCUCAUUCUCUUGAGUCAGAGGGGACUAGGAAAAUGACUUUUUCAUUAAUCAAAUGAAUAAAACCUACGCUGGAUGAAAUUUUACAGAGAAGUGCCAUUUCUGAUUUUACUUUCCCUAAAAACCCUAUAAAUCUUCAAUGUGAUGGAGAAAUAUAUUGUCUGUGUGGAAUGAAUGAAUGCAGUCUAGGUCUGUUUUUGAUUUGUUGCUGUGUUUGCUCACUAGGUAGUUGGGUAGUUGUAACUUGUCUAGCCUAACAGAAUAUAGCCCUACUUAUUAUUUGGCCCGUAUAUACAUAUGGGUCUGUCUAUUGAUUUAAAUACUCUUUAGCACUACUUUUUAUUUCUCUUGCCAUUUCUCUAUCUCUGAGAACCCAUGUCUCUAUUUUAACCUUUCAGUUCUACGUCAUCGAGUACGCAGCCUGCGACGCCACAUACAACGAGAUUGUCACGCACGAACGCAUUCGGCCCGUCAACCCCAACAGCCCCUCCUCCCGAAACUCCUUCCACAAGGUCCCCAUCACUGUCCCAGAAGACCUCCGGGACAUGUGAGUGUCUGACCCAAGCACUGCACUACACCAGCCUCACCUGUGGUGGCGCUGUAGCACUGCACUCAGACUGAACGUCUACGGAGUAUAAUGCUUUGACAUGAAAUGGCAAACCUAUUCCGUAUUUAGUGCACUACUUUUGACCGGGCCGUCUCGCACAAGCCAAGGCCCGUGCAAGGCUACAUAUACUUAUGUAACGUACUGCACUAUGUAGGUAAUGGGGUGCUAUUUGUGAGGGGGUUCUUGUUAGACAGUUAAAGACAUUGAAAUGUUGUCAUCUGAGCUUUGUCGUGUUUGGGUAGACCAAUGGCCUCUCACAGUAGCUACAUAAUGCACUGUUAUUGUUCUGAGUAACUGUGGAUUCACCCGGAGUUUAUUGUUGGACCAACAGCUGUGCGAACGACAACAUCCACAAAGACUUCAGGAAAGCCAUCGGAGCCAACUGUAUCUUCUACAGUGCAGCCUCACAUGAGCUCAUCGUGCUGGUCAGUAUCACAACAACUGCUGCUUCCAGGGCCUGUAUUCACUAAGCUUCUCAGAGUAUGAGCGCCGAUCUAGGAUCAAUUUAGCCUUUUUAGAUCAUUCAGAAGAUUAUAUGGACGGGGGGUGGGCGUCCUGAUCCUAGAUCAGCACACCUACUCCCAGACACCAUUUUUACAAGGCUAGUCUUAGUUUUGUGCUUUUUUUCUGUCUUUCUCACGCUAAUUCUCUCUCUUUCUCUAGUCAACGAACGAGACGUCAGUAAAGCGUGCUGCUCUCCUGAGCGACAUGCACUUCCGCAGCAUCCGUACCAAGCUCAUGCUCAUGUCCCGCAACGAAGAAGCCACUAAACACCUUGAGGUACAAACACACACCAUGUUCAUUCAAUUAAAAUGGAACUUGGAGAGCAGCCAUCAACAUGUAGAGACAUACACAUUGACACCCUAUUCUCCUUGCCUCCCAGACAAGUAAGCAGCUGGCGUCAGCGUACCAGGAGGAGGUGAAGGUAAGGGAAGACCUGAUGGGUCUGGCCAUCGGCUCCCAUGGUGCCAACAUCCAGCAGGCCAGGAAGGUGCCCGGUGUCACCGCCAUCGAACUGGAGGAAGAGAGCUGCACCUUCAGGAUUUACGGAGAGGUGUGUAGGGGUGUCCUGUUUAGGUGAGAGAGGGGUCUUGCUGUGUGUGUCAGGCUGUCAGUCUUAUAUAAUGGCUUGUUGUUUGCGUUGCAGACCCCAGAAGCAGUGAAGCUGGCCAGGGUUUUCCUGGAGUUCAAAGAAGACUACUUCCAGGUGCCCAGGAACCUCGUAGGUGAGUUGAAGCCCAUACCCAUGAUUUAGUCAAUCACUAAAUGUCCUUUAUAUACAUGUAUUGAGAAACAAUGAUACAAUCUCAAUUGUGCCAUCUUUUAUAAUUUCAUAUAAACCUGACUCGUCCAACUAAUCCUUGGUCUCCAAAUGGCCCCCCCCCCCCCCCCUCCCAGGCAAAGUGAUCGGUAAGAACGGCAAAGUCAUCCAGGAGAUCGUAGACAAGUCGGGCGUGGUGCGGGUCCGGAUCGAGGGGGACAACGACAAAAAGCUUCCCCGGGAGGAGGUAGGCAGGCAGGGGGCUGGCAGAGAAGACACUGCCCCUAAACAAGAGGUGAAUGGAGCGCUGCAAACAUCAACCGUAACCGUACCAGGGUGUUAGUUACCGCUUCUCUGUUUCCACCGUCGCCACCACGGUCUCCCCUGUACCUCCAUCUUCUCUCUGUCAAAAUUCUGAUAGCUUUCCCAAAAUGUCCAGAGAUUCUGGUUGGAAGAUUUCUGGAAUUAGGAGAGAAUAAGCAAGAAAUCCUUCAACUGGGAAUUCUGGAAAACCUGGGAUUUUUUGUUGAAAAGUAACCAGAAUUUUGCAGGCCAUAGGCUCUUUCUGUAGGCUGUCACAGUUGUCCGUCAGUUGUCCCAUUUUCAGUUUCCACAGCAUGUCUGUACUGUACGUCACCCGUUCUAGGGGGGGUUGGCUGGGGUCUCAUCGGUUGGUGUAUGUCUGUUCAGUGUGCUUUCUUGUGAUUGUGAGCAUACAUGCAAGUUUCCUAAAAUUCAUUCAAAGUGAACCCUCUUUCAUUCUGCGCAUUUCUACAUCAACGUAAAGACAUCGGUUCUUUGGCCCUUACGAAAAUGUACAAAUGUCCAUGAAUAAACAUCAGGACUCGCCCACCUCAAAUUCACAAUGAAGCACUCUCCACUAGUAGCCGUUUGCUCUACAAGUCCACUGUCUUACACCCUCCUUCUCUUCAGGGCAUGGUCCCCUUUGUCUUUGUGGGAACUAAGGAGAACAUCAGCAACGCCCAGGCCCUACUGGAGUACCAUGUUGCCUACCUACAGGUGAGAGACACACAGGCAGAAACCCAUACAGAGACCACCAGACAAAUAGGCACUCAGCCCUCUCCUCUGCUCAUGUCAAUCAAACCUCGGGAUCCCUCUGUUACAAUAUCACUGUGGCUUGACAGACCUUUAGAUUCCCUACUCAGCCACAGUGCCUUCAGAAAGUAUUCACACCUCUUGGCUUUUUCCACAUUUUGUUGUUACAGCCUGACUUGUAUUAGAUUGACAUUUCAUGAUGUCAAAGUUAAAUAGUUUUUAGAAAUGAAUUAAAAAUGGAAAGCUGAGAUGUCUUCAGUAAAUAUGUAUUCAACCCAUUUAUGGCAAGUUCAGGAGUAGAAAUUUGCUUAAUAAGUUGCAUGGACUCUGUGCAAUAAUGUUUAACUAUUUUUUUUUUUUUAUAUAUACCUCAUCUGUACAGCACAUUUACAAUUAUCUGUUUUAAGGUGCCUCAAUCGGGCAGUGAAUUUGAAACACAGAUUCAACCACAAAGACCAGGGAGGUUUAACAAAGCCUCGCAAAGAAGGGCACCUAUUGGUAGAUGAGUAAAAAAAAAAAAAGCAGACAAUGAAUAUCCCUUUGAGCAUGGUUAAGUUAUUAAUUGCACUUUGGAUUGUGUAUCAAUACACCCAGUCACUACAAAGAUACAGGUGUCCUUACUAACUCAGUUGUCGGAGAGUAAGGAAACCGCUCAGUGAUUUCACCAUGAGGCCAAUGGUGACUUUAAAACAGUUUGAGUUUAAUGGCUGUAAUGGGAGAGAACUGAGGAUGGAUCAACAAUAUUGUAGUUACUCCACAAUACUAACCUAAGUGAAAAGGAAGCCUGUACAGAAUACAAUAUUCCAAAACAUGCAAAAUUGCACUAAUUUAAAACUCAAUAUCCUGAAUACAAAGCGUUAUAUUUGGGGCAAACACAACACAUCACUGAGUAUCACUCUUCAUAUUUUCAAGCAUGGUGGUGGCUGCAUCAUCGGUAUGCAUGUUAUCGGCAAGGACUAGGCUGUUUUUAGGAUAACUCUAUUCCGUUUCUUAAAGCACAGGCAAAAUCCUAGAGGAAAACCUGGUUGUCUGCUUUCCAACAGACACUGGGAAACAAAUUCACCUUUCAGGAGGACAAUAACCUAUAACACAAGCCCAAAUCUACACUGGGGUUGCUUACCAAGACAACAUUGAAUGUUCCUGAGUGCCGUAGUUACAGUUUUGACUUAAAUCACUUAAUCUAUGGCAAGACUUCAAAAUGGCUCUCUAGCAAUGAUCAAUAACCAACUUGACAAAGCUUGAAUAAUCUUUAAAAGAAUGAGCAAAUGUUGUACAAUCCAGGUGUGCAAAGCUCUUAGACUUACCCAGAAAGACUCACAGCUGUAAUUGCUGCCAAAUGUGAUUCUAAUCUGUAUUGAUUUAGAGGUGUGAAUACUUUAGAUUUAUGUAUUUCAUUUUCAAUAAAUUUGCAAAAAUGUCUAAACAUGUUUUCACUUUGUCAUUAUGGGGUAUUGUGUGUAGCUUGAAUGCAGGCUGUAACACAACAAAAUGUGGAGUAAGUCAAGGGGUAAGAAUACUUUCUCAAGGCACAGUAUAUGUUGACCCUAUAUGCCUCUGAAUAUCUAUAGUAAGCCUAGGCACUGAAUGACUGGGCCAAUGGCCUGAAUAUACACGCAUGGUAGGCGUUCCCCUUACCCACAGUUGUAGGAUCAGAUUACCCCCCCCCCCCCCCCCCCCCCAAAAAAAAAAAUCAUAACCUUAACCAUUGAAUGGAAUGAAAUAAUAUCUGACCCCGAAUCAGGAGCAAGUUCUAAUCUACCUACUUGUAUGGACACGUGGAAACUAGUGUCUUUCAAUAGGUGAUGUUCUGUGUACUGUACACUCUGUAUGGGGACAGAGGGUUAGAGGCCUUUGUGGGGUGGUUGGAGGUGCCAGAUCAUUCCAGAUUGGUCACCUGUCCCCCCUCCAUCCGCCCUUCACCUCAUGUGAAAGCUGACGAGAGUUGCUUCAUUUUGCCCUUACCCUGUGUGCUUUUAUAAAUAGUCCACUACUCAGGGUUGGCAAGAGGGGGUAGCGGUGUAGAUGACAGGAUAUCUGGAGCCUAGCCUCCUAAAAUAACGCCUCCGCCCCUCUACCCAUCCUUGCACCCCCUUGCUCCUGGUCAGCCACCUCCCACAAGGGUCAGCUGUUGUUCAGCAGCUGUCGCAUUCUGAAGUGACACCCUCAACCACCACACCUAACCAAAAGGCCCCAGUAAACUGCUGUCAGUGUACUUGAGCCACAGCCCUUCCACCCACCCACCCACCCUCUUGCCCAUGCUGCAGAACUGAAAAAGAGAGAUCAGUGCAUUCCAAGAUGAAGUUGGUCUAGAAAAUGCACGAAAAAACAUCUCCAGAUACUAAAAUUUCACGUCAAACUGUUGCAAUAUGGCCCAUAGAGCUCUCAUCAAAAGUAGUGCAUUAUAUAGGGAAUGGGGUGCCAUUUGGGAUGCAUCCUAAAUCUAGCUGGGUCCUGUAUGUUGCAAAAUAAAUAAAAUAAAUGGUUGCCAGUCAAGAGCUAUGCUUUCUAUCUAAAUUAUAUGUUCUAAUGAAAAGACUAGGCGGCCAGUACAUGGCAAUAAACUUUUAGUGUACUAUUAACAGAAUAUAUUUACAUAAGAAUACAUAUGGGAGCAGUCAGCAUAGUACAUCAGGACGCACCAGUGCAACGCGUUUUGACUACUAGCCUUCCUCAGGCAGUGUAUGUUCUAACGUACUCUGCCCUAUAGGAAUGUGUCUCGGAUGUAUGUUCUAACAUGUACCUCUCUAUCUGUGUCUAACAGGAAGUGGAGCAGCUGCGUCUGGAGCGGCUGCAGAUUGACGAGCAGCUCCGUCAGAUCGGGGUGGGUUAUCGUGCUCCCCCUAGUCGGGUCGGGGGCACCGGUCCUGGGGACAGGGAGAAGGGCUACCUGACGGACGAGAGCAGCAACUCCACCAACCUCCACACCUCCCGCAUCUACGGAGGCCGUGGCCGAGGACGUAGGCCCUCCAACAGCCAGUACUCUGGAUAUGGUGACUAGACUACAACUCCCAUGAUCCCUCACUGUUUGUCAGAUUCUGACCUAACAAACCUGGCAUGCUGCUUAUCUGAAUAAUUCAAUUGCCUUUCUGCUUAAAGACAGUGAAUUGUUAGUGGUUUGGUUCUGUGUGAUAUUAGUUGUUUGCAGGCUACACUCUUAGUCUUCAGGGACGAUGAUCUGGUUCAAUUUUGAGCUUUGGUACAGUGAACACCAACCAGUCUGACUCUAGUAGGACCACACCUUCUCUCAUGGGUUUGCUGAUGAGUUGACUGGUACAUACACAUACUUGGACUACCAGUAGAACAUCCCACAGGGUGGCAGGUAGCUUAGCGUUUAGAGCGUUGGGCCAGGAAUCGCCGAGCCGACAAGGUGAAAAAUCUGUCGAUCUGCCCUUGAGCAAGGAACUUAACCCUAAUUGCUCCAGGGUCGCUGUCAAUAAUGGCUGAUCCCUGGCCGUGACCCCAGUAUGCGAGGGUGUCUCGGAGUGGGAUAUGCAAAAAAACUUUACAUUUUACACCACACACUGUACAGGUUACACAAUUGUACAUGUGUGAAAAAGGACAAAUAUUAGCACCCUCUAUUUGACAUAGACCCACCCCCCCCCCCCCCCCCAUCUUACUCUUUUCUCUCUUUAUCCUCUGUUUUUGCUCAUCCCUCGGUCUAUACCAUUGUCUAUAUGCUGUAUGUCUCUGUCUGUGUUCCAGGUACCAACUCUGAGCAGUCCAAUGCCUCUGAGUCUGAGGACCUCAACGAGCGUGACCAGCGGCCCCGGGGCGUGGGUGGAGAUGAGAGGGGCUCCCGCCGGGGCGGCAGGGGCCGUGGAUCCAACACUGGACGGGGCCGCGGAGGACCAGCCUCACGACCUACUAACUCAAUCAGCUCCGGUACAACACAGCAGGCUAAUAGUCCAAGCUAGGCUACUGGGUCGUAUUCAUUAGGCACCAAAUGGGAGAAAACUGACAGAAUUAGGGAAGUACUGCCUGAAGUUGUCCAAUGAGAAACGCUUGUUUGCGUAUUCUGUAGCAAAUAGUUUUUCUACAGUUAGCCCUAAUGAAUAGGACCCAGGUGAAACUGGCAUCUUCCAGGUCAAACCCCAUUGUCUAGUUGUUUCUCAUAUGACUGGAAGGUGGUCCAGUUUGAUAUGGUAGCCCUUACUCUCUCUUAAUCUCUUUCUAUCUCUCUCACAUUCUCUCUGUCUUUCUUUAUCCCUCUCUCUGUGCUCCCUCUCCUCCCCCUGUCCAGUGCUGAGGGACCCGGACAGCAACCCGUUCUCCCUGCUGGAGGGUGAGAGUGAGCAGGGUGACACAGACGCUAGCGAGGGGGUGGGAGGGGUAGACCUCAGGAGACGCUCUCGCCGUCGCCGCAAUGACCAGGAGCCCAGUGUGAUGGACGCCGCCGCCACAGAGUCAGACAGCCAGGCCGGACCCAACGAGAACGGACUGGGUAGGAGGCCUGGAGAGGCGGACAUUUUGUAGAACGGCAGAUGGUUAUGCUGUGAGGCUAGGUUGAAGUAUUACAACGUUUAUUUUCUCAUACCUCCGGUCUCUUUUUUUUUUUUUUACCAGAUGAGCAGGGCAGACCCCAGCGCCGCAACAGGAGCCGACGUCGCCGUAACCGUGGCAACCACCCAGAGGGAGGAUCCGCCAGCUGUGACAGACUGCCAGCUGAGGGUGAGUAAUGUGUCAGACCGUCCCGAACCUCCCUCCCUGUUGUCAGUCUGGACCUUGGAGGAGAAUGCUCUAGUCUCUCCUGGAUCCUUCCUUAGUCUGGUCCCCCCACUGUGGAGCACUGGUUUUGGCAUUAUACUGAAUCUCCUGGUUAGAUCACUGUUCUCUGGGUUGUUGGUUCUGCAGUGACCGUGGCAGACUACAUCUCCCGCGCUGAGUCCCAGAGCCGACAGACCCUUCCCCAGGAAACCCUCGCUGUUCCCGAGCCCAAAGUACGUACGCGCGCGCACACACACACACACACACACACACACACACACAGAUAUCAGCUUUUAGUGACUUGUUAAACUGACCGUUUUCCUCCUCUGCUCUCCUUCCUCAGGAGAACGGGAGCAGUGCCAAGAGGGACGAGCACACGGCCCCCUCAAAGCGUUCCCCUAGCAACGGCAUGGCCACACCCAGCGAGACCCUGGUCAACGGCGUCUCGUAG
Molecule: messenger RNA, 28157 nt
Organism: Coregonus sp. 'balchen'
Lineage: Eukaryota; Metazoa; Chordata; Actinopteri; Salmoniformes; Salmonidae
Source: the annotation of a GenBank genome assembly